This is a messenger RNA of Verruconis gallopava, 2805 nucleotides long. RefSeq lists its product as uncharacterized. The coding region runs from base 197 to 2668 and encodes 823 amino acids. The record is from RefSeq and is a predicted model, not a curated record. Lineage: Eukaryota; Fungi; Ascomycota; Dothideomycetes; Venturiales; Sympoventuriaceae. Gene Ontology annotation, biological process: regulation of ER to Golgi vesicle-mediated transport; endoplasmic reticulum to Golgi vesicle-mediated transport; retrograde vesicle-mediated transport, Golgi to endoplasmic reticulum. The transcript has 3 exons. Gene Ontology annotation, cellular component: Dsl1/NZR complex.
CUGCAGCUCUCCCAGGCCCGGUGCUCCCAUCGCUCCUACGCUUGCCCUAAAACAGGUUUGCUGUGAACCCAACCUGUCCUCUACUCUCUGAACGCCAGAACUGUGACGACUCGCCUAUAACCCAUCACGCCCCAAGGCUCGCCCGCACUCACCGUUCCCCCCGCGCGACCCAACCUUGCCAGCACGCACCCAAACUAUGGCUGCAGAUACGGCCCUCCAAAUCGAGGAAAGGGAUUCUCGCGUGGCCGAAUGGCUUGACGACAAGCUGCAGACAUUGGCCGACCUCGACACUCUCGACGCCCUGUUGCAGGAUGUCCGUACUCAACAGCUGCUCCUGCGAGAACAGCUCCACGAUGCGAAUCGAGCUUUCCACGACGCGAAGAAGGCGUCGCACGACCACCGUGCCUCGCUCCAAGCUGAGGCCCAGCGCUUCAGCCUGACCCAGCGCGACAUUGAUCGCAGGGUCGCCAUCAUGACCCAGUCAGAGACGAGCGAUGAUGCUGUAACCAAAUUCGAGGCCAGCAUGUCAAAGCUAAGGAGGCUUGAUAUCGCCGAGGGCUACGUUCGCCAGCUGCAGGAAGUUGACCGACUUAGUCAAUCAUGUUUGUCCUUCCUCGGGAUGGAUGACGCCGCAGCCCUGCAAGCCUAUCAUCGAAUGCACGAUCUGGCCUCCAGCUUGCCAGCCUUGCAGGAUGCGGCCGAAGGCGCCGCACCUCAUCUUGUCGAUUACGUCUUGGACGCAACCAAGCAGCUACAUUCGCGCAUCGAGUCCGGAUUCUCGUCGCAAUUCGAGGAUGUCUUACGUGCGAUACAGUGGCCGAUGCCUGGCCAGACGCUCCCUGCUGAACACGAAGCCACCUUCAAAGAGUGCGUUGGAAAACUUCUCGCCUUUCAGAAACCGGAUCUGGAGGCUUCCCUCACUGGUUCUCCCGAUGCCGCACGAAGCGAGCCGCCGAUGGUGCUGUUGCCUCUGCAAGUCAUGGUUCGACCACUCGAGCUCGCCUUUCGUUAUCAUUAUGACACCGAUAGGCCAACCAACCGGCUUGAGCGACCGGAGCAGUUCCUAAGCCACGUCACGGAGAAAUUACUCGUCGAAUUCGCAGAUUUCAUGUUGGACAACGUGCAACCCAUCCUGUCCGAGGCCCUUCAUGAUUCGGACGUCUCGCUGAACCCCGCAUACGGUGACGCGACGUCUGCGUUGAUCACUGCCCUGCUUCCCAUGGUGCGGAACAAAGUGUUCUCUAUUUUGCCACGUGUGGCAAAGAAGCCACAGCUGCUGAGCCAUCUGAUCCAUGAACUGAUGGCGUUCGACCAGACGCUCAGAGACGAGUGGAACUAUGACGAUGGCUGCAACGGGAAUGAUGGUUGGCGGGGCCUGACGUACGAGGUUCUUAGCACAGAAGAUUGGUUCAAUGUCUGGCUUAAUGUCGAGAAGGAUUUCGCGAUUGCUCGAUACGAGAAGAUCGUCGAGGCACCGGACAGCAAAGAUCUAGACUUCGACGCACUACCACGAGGCGUUACUACUCCGACAAAGGCGGCCAUUCGCGUCAACGAUCUUCUGGAGGCGACGACGGACAACUACCGCACCCUUUCGUCGUUCUCUCAUAAAUUGCGCUUCCUCAUCGACAUCCAGCUUUCCAUCUUCGAUCGCUACCAUGCCCAACUGCUCGACCACCUGAACGCGUACCAGAUACGCAACACGCGUAUCGGACGCACGAGCAAGGAAGAGCAGAUCGCUUUGCAAGGCAUUCAAGGGCUGGAGACGCUGUGCAAGAUCUACGGCAGCGCAGAAUACCUCGAGAAGGCCAUGCGUGAUUGGAGCGACGAUGUCUUCUUCCUCGACAUGUGGACCGAGCUGCAGGCCCGCGCUGACGGAUCCGCAUCGAAACAGCACGCGGCCGCGACAGUGGCGCAAGACAUGACGCUUGCCCAGGUCGCAGGCGUGACUUCGCAGUCGCUAGGCACCGAGGACGGGGCGCUCAACGGCGCCAUGUUCGACGAGACGGCGGCCGCUUACCAGCGCCUACGUGUACGCUGCGAGAACAUCCUCGUCGAGCUCGUGCAGAACCAGGUGCGCAGGGCGCUAGAGCCGUACACCCGCAUCAACCCGUGGGCCACCCUGUCCGAGGCCCAGAAGCAGCCUUUGCCUUCCACGGCCGAGCUCGACCCCCUGCUCACCGUCGUCAAGGACAACUUCACGUUUCUGUCCAAAGCGCUGGGCAAACUGCCGCUCAGGAAGGUGGUGCGUGCAGCCGCCCACGCGGUCGACGACGUGCUCUUCGACCGCGUGCUGCUCGUGCGCUCGUUCUCCGCCGCGGGCGCCGCACAGCUCGCCGCCGACAUCUCUGCCGUUCACCACGCCUUCGAAGCUUUUGUGGACGCGUCCGUGCCGGAGUUGGCGCUGAGGCACGUCACCGAGGGGGCAGCGCUCGUCGGGCUGCCCAUCAAAAGCGGCAAGGGCGAAGCGGACGUCAGUCAGGGAGAAGACGACGGUUUCGAAGACGACGACACGGUGGACAGACGGCUGGGUCUUUGGGAAGUAGAGAAGAAGCUACUUGAGGCAAGUGGCGACGUGGCGAAGCUGUGUUUGGCAGAGCUGGGCAUCGAGAAGUUGGCUGUACACGAGGCGAGGAAGGUCAUUGUAAGAAGGGUGGAGUUGAGCAGCUAGAAUUGUGCGAGAAGAAGAAGUAGUAGAGACCCUCUUUUUGGAGCUAUCGACGAUUGCAUGAAUACACUCUUGUGUACGACUAUGUCAUUUUCCUCGCUUAAGCGAUCUAACGCUCCAAUUCGCUCAUCGGAUAGGCU